Annulohypoxylon truncatum is the source of this 1070-nucleotide messenger RNA. RefSeq lists its product as uncharacterized. Lineage: Eukaryota; Fungi; Ascomycota; Sordariomycetes; Xylariales; Hypoxylaceae. The record is from RefSeq and is a predicted model, not a curated record. Bases 1 to 816 code for a protein of 271 amino acids. The transcript has 3 exons.
AUGUGGCGGUCGUUGAAGGCAAUAACCCUUGCGGCCGUGCUCGCGCAAUACAGCGUCCACGGGCAAUCGUCGAGUCGAAGCAAGGCAACUAGUAAAACCACAAGCUCGCCAUCUGUGGUCAUUACAGGAGGUCCAUUCCAAGGGUUCAUCAUUGCUGACACUGCCACUACGCCUGUCUCUUGUCCUAGCGGCGAGGUGUUCGUCACGUCCGCUAAGUAUGCGGCCUGCUGUGCUACUACAGCACUACCAUGUGCAAUUGCUACGAAUUGUAAGGAAAAUGCCAUUAUCUAUAAGAACGGCAAAGCGUCCGACUGCGGCCCACUACAAUGUCAUCUGCGACAGAUCUUCUUGGCGUAUGGGGAUAAGGAACCAGCUUUUACACAACCGCUCUGUGCUGGUGUCGAGAUAGACACGCUGUAUCAAACGGUGCCAAUGACAUCAAGGUUGACAUUGCCACUGGUUGCUGUCGAUGCCACCACGGCCGUAGUAACCGACGGCUCCCCAAUAGAAACAGGACCGGCUACACCUACUAUUGUGAAUAGUGAGCCCUCUUCGUCGAACUUUGAUGCCGUUAUACUCGGCGCCGUGUUUGGAGGUUUAGGUAUCCUCGCAUUGAUAGUCUUCGCGUUUUGGUAUGGGCGAAAAGAAGGGAUUGCAAAGAUGGGUUCCGAGGGUAAAGGCGCGUAUGAGAUGAAAGUGCUAUCGGAAACGGAAAGGACGGCGAAUGUCUCGUUUGCCAGUUUGGAAGCAGAUCCAAAAUUGACUCCUUUGAACAUAUCAGGGCGAUCGGCAAUAUCGGGCACACGUAAUAGAUGACACCGGUGAGACUUCAGACAGGCAAUUUAUGGUGAGGAUGUAAAUUAGAUAACUUGCGUAUAUUGUUUAAUAAAGGCUAAAAAUAUAGUAAUGAUAAGUUCCGAAUGACGUAGCGUCGUACAUGCAUCUAAGCCAUGAUGCAGCUAUUCUACCUUUUGAUGAAUGACGAAAGUAACAUGUCCUACUAGGACAAGAGGAAAAGGAUGGACAGGGAGAUGAUGCCUUCGUCACUUGAUGUAGUAUCUUAACUAAAU